This is a messenger RNA of Somion occarium, 1208 nucleotides long. The record is from the annotation of a GenBank genome assembly. Lineage: Eukaryota; Fungi; Basidiomycota; Agaricomycetes; Polyporales; Cerrenaceae.
AUCACUAAGCUUGUCUUAGUACUUUCAUCUUCUCCUUCCCCACUUUCCUCUCCCCAACUGCAAACAUGCCAAACCCGCCUCAAACAGUCGACCUUCUCAUUCUAGGUGCAGGAUGGACUUCAACUUUCCUAAUUCCCCUAUGCAAAUCCCGAAACAUCCCAUACGCAGCAACCUCUCGUCCCGGCUCACCCAAACCCGACACGAUUCUCUUCGAGUACGAUCCGACUUCAGACGAUCCAAACCCUUACAACGUUUUGCCACAUGCGAAGACUGUAGUCAUUACAUUCCCGAUCAAGGUGAAAGGCGGAUCGGGGAGGCUGGUGAAACUAUAUGAACAGACACACGCGUCAGAGACGCGAACUGGGUUCAUUCAAUUGGGAUCGACAGGGAUUUGGGAUGGCGGACCUACACUUGACGGGAAGCCUCAAAGCAAGUGGUUCGAUCGCCAUUCCCCCUUCAAUACCUCAAACGAUCGAGCAGCCGCCGAAACUAAGUUAUUGGACUUAUCCCCAGAGUCACAUACCACCGUCCUAAAUCUUUCCGGACUUUGGGGAGGGCAGAGAGCGUUGAAACAUUGGGUUGGCAAGGUUGCUCCCACUAAGGAGGUUCUCAAGAAUAAGGGAAGUAUACAUAUGAUCCAUGGCGAAGACGUCUCGAGAGCUAUACUCGCUGUCCACGGAAAUUUUGAACCAGCUAUUGGUCAACGUUGGAUCCUAACAGACCAGCGGGUGUACGAUUGGUGGGACUUGGCGUCUGCAUGGGGUGAGACUGAGAGUAAAGAAAAGAGCCAGAGCGAGGAAUCAGGUUCGAACGGGGAUGAAGGGAGAGGCCCACAAGCGAGAUGGGUUAGAGAGUUAAUGGUAGAGACUGGUGUACGUGCGUUGCCUAGGUCGCCGGAGCAGAUGGUUGGGAGAGCGUUAGAUAGCAGGGAGUUUUGGGAUACGUUUAAGGUUGAGCCUGUGCGAGCUAGGCUGGAGUGAUAUGCACAUGUUCUCUGGGCACAAUGAGAAAGUUGGUAUUGAAUUUUACGUGGCCAGAUAGGAAGGACUUUCCCGAACUCUAACGUGUGUUCAAAUCCUUUUGCAUCAUACACACUUGGAUCUCGCCAACGGGAGGCGCAAACUCCAUGGCUUCUUCACCUAAAAGUCGAUAUCCCAGGUGUUCAUACAUAGGUACCUAGUCUCAUAAAUCAAUACGGUUAACGAUUC